This is a messenger RNA of Acanthochromis polyacanthus (spiny chromis), 1214 nucleotides long. RefSeq names its product kinesin-like protein KIF2A. The record is from RefSeq and is a predicted model, not a curated record. NCBI's taxonomy places the organism in Eukaryota, Metazoa, Chordata, Actinopteri, Pomacentridae. The coding region runs from base 1 to 1035 and encodes 344 amino acids. The transcript has 11 exons. Gene Ontology annotation, molecular function: microtubule motor activity; ATP binding; microtubule binding. Gene Ontology annotation, biological process: microtubule-based movement.
AUGUUGACGGCCGGGAGUGUACGUCUGGUCGGCUCCGUGUCUGAGCUGAGGAUUGUUCUGUUGGGGAACAACUGGUUCACUGCCAGACCUCUAGUGGAGACCAUCUUUGAGAGGGGCAUGGCCACCUGCUUGGCCUACGGACAGACAGGAAGCGGAAAAACACAUACUAUGGGUGGAGAUUUCUCUGGAAAGAACCAAGACUGCUGGAAAGGAAUUUAUGCAUUAGCGGCUCAGGAUGUAUUUGUCAUUUUGAAGAAACCCAAUUACAAGAAUUUAGAUCUACAAGUGUAUGCAGCCUUCUUUCAAAUCUACAAUGAAAAGGUGUUUGACCUCCUGAAUCGUAAAUCCAAGCUGAGGGUGCUGGAGGAUGGGAAGCAGCAGAUGCAGGAUGUGGGGCUUCAAGAGAAGGAGGUCAAGUGCACAGAAGAUGUCCUGAAACUCAUUGAAGUGGGCAACAGCUGCAGAACAUCAGGGCAGACGUGUGCCAACGCUCACUCAUCCCGCAGCCACGUGGUGUUCCAGAGCAUUCUUCGGAGGAAGGGAAAGAUGCAUGGGAAGUUCUCCGUCAUCGACCUUGCAGGAAAUGAGUGGGGGGCCGAUACGUCGACUGCCGACCGCCAGACUCGUCUGGAAGGAGCUGAGAUCAACAAAAGCCUGUUGGCCCUGAAGGAGUGUAUCAGAGCUCUUGGUCGUAACAAACCACACGCUCCAUUCAGAGCCAGUAAGCUCACCCAGGUCCUGAGAGACUCCUUCAUUGGGGAAAAUUCACGCACAUGCAUGAUUGCAACGAUCUCUCCUGGCAUGACGUCCUGUGCGAGCACAGUCAACACUCUACGCUUUGCCAACAGAGUGAAGGAGUUUGGGAUUAGUCCCUCAGACAUCCCCUUCUCCCAGGGCGGUCAGGGGAGUCGCCCUGAGCACUCGCAUACCAAUACCUUUGAGUUUGAUGACUUUGCUGCUACCUCUCCCAGCAGGUGGAGCACUCCACCAAAACACACACACACACACACACACACACACACACAGACACGUUAACUAUUUAUCGCUUAAUAUUUUUGUAACUUAAGGAGACAUUUUGCUCAAUUUUAAACCGACGUUAUUCGUUUUAAUCUGAAGAACAGAUUCAGAACCAGCAUUUAUUUUUCUUAAUCUGAGCAGUUUUUCAUCAACACCCGUUUUUCUUGGCUAAGGCCUGAGAACCAUCAUUUUUAAAU